This is a messenger RNA of Pelmatolapia mariae (spotted tilapia), 4876 nucleotides long. It is a transcript of the gene rhot1a, whose product is annotated as ras homolog family member T1a. Bases 344 to 2275 code for a protein of 643 amino acids. The record is from RefSeq and is a predicted model, not a curated record. The transcript is spliced from 20 exons. Gene Ontology annotation, biological process: mitochondrion organization; small GTPase-mediated signal transduction. Gene Ontology annotation, molecular function: GTPase activity; calcium ion binding; GTP binding. Gene Ontology annotation, cellular component: mitochondrial outer membrane. Lineage: Eukaryota; Metazoa; Chordata; Actinopteri; Cichliformes; Cichlidae.
UACCCGGUCUGUAGGUCGGGCAUGCCCGUGAACCAUCCCCUGCGAAAUCCUCUGCCAGCGCCUUCAAGAGAGCGGUUAACGUGCGCUUACAGAGAUAUGUGACACAAACGCCAUUUAACGUUGUCUUUCUGUCCAGCGGAUAAGCAAUAAGUUCAGCAGAAGCGUGCGGAAAAUUGCGAGCAGGACCCGAAAAGUGUCCGUCCGUUUUGUCCUACAAAGGCGCGGAGUGUUUGACAGCGGCAGGGCCCAACGGUAGUUAACUGCCUGUGAAGGAGGACGGCAUCCAGAGGUCUACAUGAAACAAUAAAGACGGUCCUCUCUGUGCAGGAAAGCAAGCGCCAACAUGAGGAAGGACGUGAGGAUACUCCUUGUAGGGGAGCCUAAGGUGGGGAAGACGUCCCUGAUUAUGUCUUUAGUCAGCGAGGAGUUUCCAGAUGAGGUUCCACUCCGAGCUGAAGAGAUCACCAUCCCAGCUGAUGUCACCCCGGAGAGGGUGCCCACACACAUUGUGGACUACUCAGAAGCAGAGCAGUCAGAUGAGCAGCUGUAUCAGGAAAUAUCCAAGGCUAAUGUGAUCUGCAUAGUUUACUCAGUCAACAACAAGAAGUCGAUUGAGAAGGUGACGAGCCACUGGAUUCCUCUCAUAAACGACAGAACGGACAAAGACAGCAGGGUGCCAUUGAUUCUUGUGGGGAACAAGUCAGACCUGGUGGAGCACAGCAGCAUGGAGACCAUCCUGCCAAUCAUGAAUCAAUACCAGGAUAUUGAGACGUGUGUAGAGUGCUCUGCAAAAAACCUGAAGAAUAUCUCUGAGCUGUUCUACUACGCCCAGAAGGCCGUUCUCCACCCAACAGGACCCCUGUACUGCCCAGAGGAGAAGGAGCUGAAGCCUUCAUGCAUUAAGGCUUUAACCAGAAUAUUUAAAAUCUCUGACCUGGACAAUGACGGCAUCCUUAAUGACAGCGAGCUCAACUUCUUUCAGAGAACAUGCUUCAAUACACCACUGGCACCCCAGGCGUUAGAGGACGUAAAGAACGUGGUCAGAAGAAACAUGAUGGAUGGAGUCAAAGACAACGGGCUCACGCUCAAAGGCUUCCUCUUCCUGCACACCCUCUUCAUACAGCGAGGUCGGCACGAGACCACAUGGACCGUGCUGAGGAGGUUCGGUUAUGACGACGACCUGGAGCUCACGCAGGAGUACCUGUUCCCCAUGAUAAAGAUCCCUCCAGACUGCACCACGGAGCUUAACCACAACGCUUACCUCUUUCUUCAGAGUGUCUUUGACAAGCAUGACAAAGACAGAGACUGCGCGCUGUCGCCAGAGGAGGUGAAAGACUUGUUCAAAGUGUUUCCCUACAUGCCCUGGGGUCCAGAUGUAAACAACACAGUUUGCACCAGUGAACAGGGAUGGCUCACAUACCAGGGAUACCUCUCCCAGUGGACGUUAACAACAUAUCUGGACGUGCAGCGUAGUUUGGAGUACUUGGGUUACCUCGGCUACUCUAUCAUCUAUGAGCAGGAAUCCCAAGCGGCUGCAAUUACAGUGACCCGUAACAAGCGUAUUGACCUUCAGAAGAAGCAGACCCAGCGCAGCGUCUUCCGCUGCAACGUGUUAGGAGCACGGGGCAGCGGGAAGAGCGGCUUCCUCCAAGCAUUUCUCGGCAGGAACCUGCAGCGACAGAGACGGAUUAGAGAAGAGCACAAGUCCUUCUAUGCCAUCAGCACGACUUACGUUUACGGUCAGGAGAAGUACCUGCUGCUCCACGAGGUGAUGCCGGAUUUUGACUUCCUGACGGAGACGGACUUGGCCUGCGAUGUGGUCUGCCUGGUGUACGACGUCAACAAUCCUCGCUCAUUUGAAUACUGCGCAAAAGUGUACAAGCAAUAUUUCAUAGACAGCAAGACGCCGUGUGUGGUCAUAGCCGCCAAGUCGGACCUGCACGAGGUGCGGCAGCACUACAGCCUCUCGCCGCAUGACUUCUGCCGGAAGCACAAGCUCCACCCACCCCAGCCUUUCACCUGCAGCACGAACGAAGCACCCAGCAAAGACAUCUACACUAGACUCACCACCAUGGCCAUGUACCCCCACGCCCGUCUCCGCUGCAUGUGUGCCUGCAACAGGUGCACAUAUUGCCUCUGUCAGAACCUCCUCAAGUUGGAGCUGCUGCGCAGCAUUAAGGCCCAACUCCGCACGGUCGUGUUCAACAGGUGUUCACGCACACGUUUGUGGCUGCCCCUCGUCCUCUUCCUCUUGCAUGUGUUCACUCUCUGCUAAUCUGCAUGGCUCACCUGUUCACUUCAGCCUCUGUACUUAAAGGCAUGCCUCAGUCCUCUGUGAAAUACUGCCAUCUGCUGGCAGCUGGGGAAGGUUCUGCAUCUGUCUGUACAGUGUAGUGAGCUUGGUGUUUGAAUUUAAUUGUGCAGGUUUGCUGAGGUACACUGCAGGUGUGAAUGUGUUUAAAUGUGUUUUGAGUGCGUGCGUUUCUAAUUUUUGUAAACGAUUGUUAGUCACUCAGGCAGGGCUAGAUGAAGUGUUGCACCCAACAACUAACCCUUGUGUCGACAUCGUCUCUGGGAGUUGUUAUCAGUGACCUUAAACAGGCAGAGUGAGGGCCCGACGACCUAAAAUCUAACAUUAAAGUAACAUUUCCGGUCCGAUUGAUUACAAGCAUCGAGAUUAAGGUGCAUUGAGCCAAAGUGCUCAUUAAGAUUAGAAAUUAACUGAGUAACAAGUACAGACCAUCCUUUAUACUCUGUUGUUAAAGAAUCUAACACUCCAAGAACACAAACUAUUAUUUUAUUUGGUAACAAACUAUACAGCUUGUUUAUGGUGUGUGUGUGUGUGUGUGCGCUUUUGUUUGAGAUGUGAAAUUAAAGUUGGUCAGGUAUCAUUGUGGUUGUGUUCAAGCUUUUGUUUCAGAGGUGGUGUUUGGCCUACUUUUCGGACUCGGUGGAGCUGGGCGAUACAGAUGACUUUUUAGUAUUUUUCACAUGCUCUCGUUUAUCUUAUUGGUGCAUUUUAUUUUAUUUCCUUCAUUGUUAUAAAUAAUUUUUAAAAAAAAAAGAAAAAAGAAGAAGAAGAAAUAACCAAAAUAACUACUUCACAUCAGCUAAAAGGGUAAAUAUAUUUUGCUGAAAAAGUGUAGUUAAUAGUUUUUACUGUUAAUGAGGAUAUACUGUAAUAUAGAACCAAGUAUAUACAGUAUGCACCACAUAUAUGUGGCCAUUUCCUCAUUUUUAUGUAAAAACAGUUCCCACACAUAUAGUAUUUCUCCGCUUCAAUCUCCCUCGUGAAUAUUUCCGGGUUGUUUUUCAUCUCCUGUGAUUAAAGACUAUAUUUUUAAGUGCUGUUGGGUCAGACCAAACCUGACAGUAUUCUUUUUAGCUCAAACAAGUAAUUAUAGGUCCAGGUGGUUAGUGGUUUUUUUUUUUUUUUUUUUUAAAAAGCAAAUGUUUUUCUUAGCAACCAGGAUAUUAGGAUGGCUGUAAAUAGAUUUUCUACCGGUAGCUGCCCACAGACUCUGUUUGCAGGCCUAUUUAUGUCAAUGAGUUGAUGGUCAGAUAACCUAUAAAGAUGGCAAUCAGCAUUUCCUACUGAUUCAGACUACCAAACCACAGUUGGAAAUUUUUUUUAAGUAAAUGCCUGCACAGACCAGCAUCGUGUGACUGGACCACAGGCAUGGUGUAGAGUCCACACAGAAACAGAGUUUUGAUGGAAAUUUGGUAAAAGCAAACGACAGCAGUGCAGAUGCAGACCGCGUGUAAACUGUAGUCUGUAAAGGCCGUGCAUCCUUCCUUUAUUCAACCAGAAACAAAGGAUAAACUCUUAGGGACAGAGUCUACAUUUUAUUUCUACAGCAACAACUAUUGUUGCGCAAUCACAACUACAGUUGCCUCACGGUGCUUUAUAUUCUAAGGUAAACCCGACAAUAAUACAAGAAAAAACGAGAAGACCCCAACAAUCAUAUGACACCCUAUGAGCAAGCGCUUUGGCAACAAUGGGAAGGAAAAACUAGCUUUUAACAGGAAGAAUCCUCUUGCAGAACCAGGCUCGGUGAGGGGCAUUAUGCUGCGACCGGUCAGGAUGAGGAGAAUGAGAAUCUUUAAAAUUAAGUGCAGGAGACUUUGUUGCCCUGGAGGCAAAACACAGUGUAAGAUGCUUAACUGUCUUAUACACUAGAGCACACGAAAACAUCCUUCCAGAUUCCUCACGUGACAACAUGCUGUCAUUACUUUCACCUCGCUUCCUUGAAGAAGAGAUUCUUCUGAUAAGAUGACAGCUUGAGGGCCACGUGCAGGUUUCCUGCUGUGCAAUACUUAUUUGCAUAUAUCCUGUAGCUAUGGCAACUCAGUUAACAGGUACCUGUGCGUGUCAUGAUGUGCUGCAUGUUAAUUACAAUUAUGAGAACCUGUUUAAGUGAUUUCCCUAAAUGAAUGAACAAUGACUAAAGUAUAAACACGUGUUAAAAAGAGAUGUUGGUAUAUAUUGUAUGAUGGUGUAUGAAUUAUCUGCCUAGCAACCAAGCAAACAUCAUCGUUUACUAUGUCAACACCAAUUUGUGUUUAAAACACGUUUACAGAAAGUUUUGAUGUUCAGUAAACUGCACCUUCGUUUUUUUUUUAAAUCCCUAGAAAGAAAGUAUUAGCUGGUUGUUAGGGAAAAUGUUUCUCCUAGAAACCACUGCCGCCCCUGAAAACUUCCGCUGCAUUGUGGAGGAUGCUUGAACCGGGUUUCAUGCUUUAAUCACUAACUGAGCGGUUCUGGCUGUGAUAAAUGUGUUGAUUGUUUAACAAAUUCAAAGUAUCUCCCUGCUUCACCUGCUGCAUUUGACUCCUUUUGUGACUGUGUGAGAGGCUGCCUGGUUGGGUGGAGUUU